Molecule: messenger RNA, 651 nt
Organism: Zingiber officinale
Lineage: Eukaryota; Viridiplantae; Streptophyta; Magnoliopsida; Zingiberales; Zingiberaceae
Product: LIM domain-containing protein PLIM2b-like
Exons: 5
Coding region: 1-651 (216 amino acids)
Biological process (GO): actin filament bundle assembly
Cellular component (GO): actin cytoskeleton; plasma membrane
Molecular function (GO): actin filament binding
Source: RefSeq, a predicted model, not a curated record
AUGUCUUUUAGUGGAACCCAGGACAAAUGCAAGGAAUGCGAGAAGACUGUCCACUUCAUCGAUCUCUUGACCGCCGACGGUGUUACUUAUCACAAAGCCUGCUUCAAAUGCAGUCACUGCAAGGGCACUCUCUCGAUGUGCAACUACUCUUCCAUGGACGGUGUCCUCUACUGUAAGCCUCACUUCGAGCAGCUCUUCAAGGAAACAGGGACCUUCACCAAAAAGUUCCCAGCGGGUGCAAAGUCGAGCGAACAGCAGCCUAAGGCACCACCAAGCAAGAUCUCUUCCGCAUUCUGUGGAACCCAAGACAAAUGUGCAGCCUGCAAGAAGACAGCGUACCCCUUGGAAAAGCUGACGAUGGAAGGGGAGUCGUACCACAAGACGUGCUUCAAGUGCUCAGUGGGCGGUUGCGUGCUGACGCCUUCUUCCUAUGCUGCCCUGGAUGGCAUCCUCUACUGCAAGCAUCACUUCGCGCAGUUGUUCAUGGAGAAGGGAAGCUACAACCACGUCAUCCAGGCGGCCAUCGAGAAGCAGAAUAUCAACGACAACCAGCCACAGCUGGAGGAUGACACCGCUGCCUGCCAAGCUGACGAGGAUUCCGGUGAGGCCAACCAUGAGGAGCAUGCGAGGGAGCAGGAGGGGCAAAUAUAA